CACGUGUUUAAUCUAACGCCACCGCUGCCGACCGGGCUCAUUGAUGGUUCAGUUUGCUUGGCUGGAGUGCAUCAACAACAACGUUAUUAUUAUGGUUCUCUGUCGAUUUUCCGGGACGUUCAGGCAGAUAGCCGCGUGUGUUGUUGGUUCGUAAUCAUUAUAUUAUUAUUAUAUCGCUAGUCAGCUUGAUUUUUAGUUUUUAUUUUCUCGUUUAUUUACCUAUAGUAAUAAAAUACACGUUUGUACAUUUUUUCCACUUCGUAUUGUGGACGCUAUGCCCGUCCGUAAGUAUGUUAAACGCAUUUGUAUACAUCACACGCAUAGAAGAUAUCCAAACGCAAAGACCGGACAAAAACAGCUCCAUUUCAAUAAAAAAAAAAAAAGAGAGCUGAUACUGUGGAUAGGGUGCGGUCACUUUUGUGAUCGGGUAAUCGGGAAGGUGAGAGACAUAAACUUAUUUAAAUUAUAUCUACAUGUAACGUUAAACUAUUGCGUACGAAAACUAUUUGGAGGAAGUUCGGUUAUACAUGUUUUGAAAGGCUAUAAUAUUUAAGAUUUCCAUAAAAAUUUGAUUUUAAAACAACCUAAUAAAAAAAAAAAAAACCAAUGUGUUACAUUAAAUUUUAUUUGUUUAAACAAAAUAUAUUUAUUUUUUCCCUGUAAUUUACCUGACGUAGUUUUGCGAAAAAAUUUUUACGAAACUCGGAUUUGAACUUGCAACCCCUGGGAUAACAUCAGGUAAAUACUACCGCUAGAUUACGACAUAUAUAUUCUAUGAAAUAAUAAUAUUGAAUUAUUUAACAUAACACAUAUAACAUUCGCAUCAUAUUAAAAUUUCAAAACUAAGUCAGUCAAUUUUGACUUCACCAUCGUUCUUAAAUUGACAACAGGUGUACAUAUUAUGAUCAAAACAAAAAAAAAAUUGAAAAAUUUGCAUAGACCAGUAACUAGAUUUGUUCCACAUAACUUUUUGCUCAAAAAAUGUACGUCAAAUUUUAUAUUAAAAUUCAUUUUUUAAAAAAUAAAUACUACAUUAAGCUCAAUUUUUUUUUCUUUUUUGACCAGAAAGUAUACUUAAAAAAAAAAAAAAAUCUCUCAUUAAAUAUGCAAACAUUUCUGUUUAGCUUAAACGAUUUUUGUCAAAAUUUAAUAUUGACACUUUUUAUAAGAAAAAAAAACUACAUAAAACUCUAUUUUUUUCAACCACAAAAUAUGACAUUUAGUGAACUUCCCGUUCAAUUUUCAAACAUUUCUGGUUAGUCUGAAAAUUGUAUCCACAGACUGCAGUGGUGGAUUUAAGGGUUCAAAUAAAUCCGGCAAAUCCAUUAGAGGGGCUUCGUACAAAAUGUAUCAGUAACAUACUUACCCCAAAUUUACAAAACAGAUCGCUUUGCUUUGCUAAACAAAAUUAAUAGUUAGUAUAUAAAAUAAAAUUACAAAACUAAGAAUCUCUGCAAGCUUUGGAAAAAUUGUUGAUAAGAUCGUUCAUAUUAAUAAGUUGUGCUGCUUCAUACUCCAUAGAAAAUAAGGCUGAAUUGCUUGUUCAGUUUUAAACCAUAGUUAAUCGAAGAUAAUUUUUUAAUGAUCUUAGUACACUCAUAGUUUUUUAGCACUCGCACUUCACAAUGGGUAAUGAUAAACAUAUUUUAAAUAAGUUUCCGUUUGGGGCAACACAUAGGACAGAGAAAGGUUAAAGAUGAAUGUAAAAUAACUUAAUAUAUAUUCUAUUGAAUAUUGGUAUAUUUUAAUUAGUAUUGUGUGUGAAAACCGAUGCGGUGAAAUUGAUUAUAAAAUCAUAAAUUCGUACAUAGAGAUUAGUGUACAGUAUUGCAGUAGUAUCUAUUAUAAUUAUAAAUAAUAUUAUUUGUUAUCAACGGUAGUGGAUAUAGAAGGUAGAAUAACUUAGUUUUAUGUCUGUAAGUUAUUUGUUCGAUCUUUUCUAUAUUUGUUUAAUUAUAACAUAUUCUACUUUUGAACUAUCCUAUGUAUUUAAAUUAAAUAAAGUAAACAAAUAUAGUUAAUAUAUACAAUGUAUAUAUGUAUAUUAUACAUAUAUAUAAAACGUAAACCGGGAAAUUUCAACUAUGAUAUACCUGAUGAUAAAUUUUUAAUUCGAAACCGGUCGUUUAAUGUUAAUACACUUAAUACAAUACUCCAGUCUACACAUUCAUUAAUUUAUUUUAUAUGUAUAUUUUGUAUUUAUAUAUUUAUUUAGGAGUAUUAACUAUUUUAAUAAUUUUGUUUUUACUUUAUUAUUUUUUUUAUAUAUUUAAAUUAUUUUAUAAUUAAAACAAUGCAAAUUUUAUUCCAUUCAGCAAUAUAAUUGUUUUUUUUUUUUGAGCAAAAUUUAAAAAAAAGGUCCGUUAAAUACGCCACUGCCAUAAAGUAUCUGUGUUAAAUACACAUACAAAGGUUAAAUGGCAAUAGUUUAUGUUAAAUAAAUUAAGUGCUGUGUCUUGACUUCUCACGUAUAAUAUCAUUAGGUGUAUUUAUAAUAUAUUAUUAUCUAAUCUUAAAUAAAAAAUAUUUGACGAUUUCUACAUACCAAUAAUAAAAUUAUCAAAUUAAAAAAAAUCAAUUAAGUACAAAAUUAAAUUAUCUUAUAUUAUACACAAUGUCCUAUAGUGUUAUGCUUAUACUAAUAACACUGUCAAUAUUCAUUUUUGGGUUCGUCGGGUUUUGUGCAUGUGUAGAGAAAAAUUAAAUUUUUAUUUUUACAUCAUAAUCACUAAAAAAAUAACUUUCUAUUUAUCCAAAAUAGCAAUUUUGUAAAAUAUAUUAUUUUAAACAUUUUAAUAUAUAUCAUUCAUAUUAUAUUCAAAUAAUAGUUUCUUAGUUUUAAUGGAUUUCACGUGUAGAAAAUAGUCAUGGAAACAAUUAAUAUUUAAUAUGGGAUGAGAUACAAAUUUAAUUUUUCUAUACAUAUGUAAAAAAUUUCCCCCUCGCACAAAUCUCAAUUGAAAAAAAAAACGAAUAGUGACAGAUUUAUUAACAUAAUAAUAACAUUGUAGGACACUCUGUAUAUGAUCUACUUUGUACAAUUAUUUCAAAAUAUGUAGGUAUUAUAAAUGCAACUAUUGAGUGAGGUAAAAAUUUAUUAUAAUAUUUUAGAUACUUAUAUUUUUUAUAUUUACCUGACUCUUACAAUAAAACAAUUAAUUCAAUCUAAUUUAUACUCAUUGAGUUUUUUAUAAAAAAUAAAAUUCAUUAUCAUUUUAUUCAGUAUAUUUUGUAUACUUAAAAAAAAACUAAAAAAAUUAAUUUUUCAAAAUAAAUGAAAUAAUCGAUAUUUUAUCAUUUUUCUUAGAAAAUAAUGAGAUAAUAGUCAUAAUAAUCUAUAAUUUAUAGAUUUAUGAACAUUUUUAUACUUACAUUUUUUAUUUAAAAUAAAAAACAUCUAUAGCUUAAGCUGUGUAUAUUUUGAGAUAAGUUCAAUAGUUUUUUUAUUAUACCCAAAAAACGACAAGUCAAUCCUAUUUUACAAUUUUCCAACCCCAUUCCGGCUCGGGAAGGAGGUGAAUAAUCAUGACCAAAUUUAACUCAAAUAACUUUCUUAUAAUAAUGAAUAAAAUCGUGGGGUGAGAAAUCAAAAGUGCGUAAAUUUAAAAUUAAGGGGACACAUACGUAUGUAGAAAAAAAUUUAAAAAAAUGUUUUUUUCAUCCCUUAAUUAUUGAAAAAAACAACUUUAUUUCAUCACAAAAUUUUUAAAAAUAGCCAUUUUAUAAGAAAUAUAAUUUGACAUGCAUUACGAUAUAGUUAAUAGCCAUACUACGUCCGGCGUCGCCCAUGCCAAUAUGUAUUAUUAUUAUUUUACCCAUUUUCAAUUUUGGUUUUAGCCGUGUCAGAAUUGAAUGAAAACAAAUAGGUGAGUAGUCCACUUUCGGGGGAUUAAAUGUGUUCUAUUGUAAAAUUUUAAUAGUGUAAAUAAUUGUAAUAAUAAUAAUUAUAAUAGUUUUAUUUUCUAUAGCAACCAUUGAAUAAAUAAAAAUAAAUUAAUAAUCAAUUAGUUAUUCGUACUUAAUAUACCUAAAAACUCCUAUUUUACUCCCUUAAGGAUUGAAUUUUCAAAAAUUCUUUCUUAGAGGAUACCUACGUCAUAUGUGCCAAAUUUCAGCCCGAUCCGUCCAGUGGUUUUGGCUAGGUGAUGAUGAAUCAGUCAGUCGGGACAUGUUAUUUCAUAUAUUAUUUAUACUUUAGUUUCUUUAUAUAUUAGCCGUUUUAAUUUCUAAAAAAUUGGCAUAAAAACAAUAAGUUUUCGAUAGAAGAUAAGAAAUUAUCUUGUUGAUUGUGAUUCCUUAUCGCGUAACGUGUUAUUCUAUUUAAAAUUAAUUGUUUUCAUGCCAAUUUUCAAGAAAUUAAAACACCUAUUACUAAGGAACUUUUGAUUGGAUAUGAAUGUAUAACACAUUCAAAUUUUUAAAAAAAUUGAAUGGAGGGGGAAAUAAUCUUCCCUAUCUUCGUGAUACCCCCCUAUGGGUAUCACGUUCUCUUAAAAUCCGCUCACAGUAUACCUAUGUAAAAUUUCGUGUCGUUUUCGCAGGUUCGUUGCCCGUGUUCAUGGCAGGCAUCGUGCUUGGCUGGCCGUCUCCGGUCAUCGAGUAUAUGACGGCCGGUUUGGGACCUGUGACGUUAUCCCCGACCCAAACGUCGUGGAUGAUCGCCUUUAUCGACGUUGGCAACUUCUUCAUGGCCAUACCCGCAGGAUGGCUGAUGGACUGGAUGGGACGCAAGUUCGUGCUGACCAUAUCCGGACCGCUGAUGGUUGUUGGAUGGUUGUUCAUACUGUUCGGAAGUCGAGUGAGAACCUUAUACUCGUAUUUAAGGACGGCCGAUAUCACUUUUUACAGAUAUCCAAUAUUCCGAAAUAUUAUGCUACUGAUAUUAAUACCCGAUACUACCAAUACCCGAUAUUUUGAAAUCUAGUUAUAGUAUUUUAAGUUGUCUAGAUGGUACUUUAAAGAGGUCAUUUUUUGAUUUUCGAUAUCAUUUAUUAAAUAAAUGUGUGGAAUAAGUGGAAUAAAACGUAGGAAAACGUUCAAUUUCACGAUUUCAUUAUUUUAUGAAAACACGGACGACGUUUUCUACCAGAAAACAUGAUUUAAUCAAAAAAUCACAAAAUAUCUUUUUUGUUGCCUUUUCGAUUUACUUUCUAAGUAUAUCACGACCAAAAAUUUUGAGCCACUUUUGAGCUUUUAAGAAAUUUUAAUUUUUGAGAGUUUUUUUGCUGUACUUCGGUUAUAAAUACACGUAGAAACUUUGAACUUGGUAAUAAGAUUUAUAUUAGAUUUACUUAGACGUGGUGAAAUCACCUAACCUUUUAGUAAUUUUUUGAAGUUCAGAGAAAAGUACCUAUAAUUAUAUAGCAGGCUGUAAUCAGAUACGCUAAUUGAUUUUUAUUAUGGCUAAUUUACUGUACACUAUUUUAAAUCAUUUAAGUAAUAGGCUUAUCAUUUUUUCAGCCGUGGCAAUUGUAUGUGGCUAGGCUGCUGCAAGGGGCCGCUGUCGCCAUCGGGUUUGUUGUAGCACCAGCGUAUGUUGGCGAACUAGCUAGCGUCCGGAUACGUGGCAAGCUGGGCCUGCUGAUCCAGGUAUGUUACGGUACAGGCCUGCAGUUUUCGUACACGGCCGGUUGGCUGUUCAACGACUACACUGCUCUGGCCAUUGCAUCAGCCUGCGUGUCCGUCGUUUCCAGCGUCUUAUUCCUGUUUCUACCCGAAUCGCCGUACUAUCUCAUGUUGACCGGCCAGCUGGAUGACGCCACGAAAUGUCUGUGGAACCUUAGGAGUUAUACUGCACAAGAGUUGGAAUCCGAAAUUGUGACUGUCAAAGGGUCCGUGAUGAACGAUACCAGGUAAAUAUUAAAACAUCCUCAUAACGGUUUGCGGCGUCAAACUGGUCGAAGUGUUAAUAAAUUCAAGAAAAUGUAUUUAAAUCAUUUUAAACUAGAAUGUCUAAAAUGAAAAUGUCAUAUCUAAACCACGAUAUUUAUUUAUAAAGUGUCUUUGCUGGUAGAAAAGUUGUCCACAGAAAAAAACAAAAUAACUAAAUAAACAUCAUUGUAAAACAAAUAUAUUUCUCGCUCCACUCAGAAUCUAAAACAUCUUUUGUGCUGCCUCCUCUCCCGUCUCAGUUGUUCCAUCUUUACGAAACAUUAUUUUAGUAACUACUAUUGUGUUAUGGAUGCCUAACGUGCUACAAUAAUGUGCUGUUGAUGUCACAAUAAAAGUGACUCUUCGAAUAAUUUGAUAUGUGUUUAACAGUAAAGCAAUACUAGCACUCCGAGUGUUAGAACUUUAGUCUUCACUCUAUGUCAUAGAAUAAUGUUUAAAAUAAAUAUAUUCUCCUGUGCCGUAAAAAGUAAUUUUUAAUACCGCAAAGUGAAUUAUAGCUUAAUUUACUUGAGACUUUAGUGAGAAUAUACUCGUUCUGGUGAUAAGAGCAAAGUUAUUUUAGCGAUCAUUUUUUUAUUAUUCGUUGAACUUUGGGCCCCUAUUUAAUACCUUAGUUCAAGAUUUUGAUAUAAUACAUUUGAGACUUCGGACUCUUACAUUAAAUUAUACACAAAAACUCCGUAUAGUUUUGAUCUAGCGCGUGUUAAAUCCUAUACACGAAAACAAUGGUUUUUUAACGUUUAUGUUUUCGUACAUGGUAAGGAAUUUACAAACGUAUUCGUAUCAAAAACGAAUAUCGUUUUUGUGUUUAAUUAAUAAUAAAAUGUGUUUUAUCAUUUAUGAAUAUUUGUGAAAUUCCAAGAAAAGUUCUUUAUUACGUCGUAAUGGCCUGGUCAAUAUCGUAUAUCCAUUCCAUAGGUUUCAAACGGAAACGAUAAAAAUGUUUCUAUCAGUAUUUUCGGUGAUGUAAUUUUUUUGGUUCGGACAAAUCGAUAUAACUUCCCUUUCUUCUAUUUUUUCGGAGAAGCUUUAUUACGAUAAUACGAUAUCGGCUCUGUCUUUCAUUGUCGGUCGCAUCGAUAAUCCCUAACUAGACGUCGUUGUGUUGACGUACACGUAAGUUAACGUUUUCUAAUAAAAUAUUUAUUAAUUAUAAAUUAUUAUCUAUAGUAAAAUAUUGUAUGGAAUCUAGCGGGUCAACCAAGAAUGAUGAUAGAAGGGAGUAAAAAAGGAGAAAGAGUGCAGAGCAAGAGAGUAUUUUUCUAAAGAACAAAUAUUUUUUCAUCUCAAAACCGAGAAUUAAGUAAAAAAUUAUAUUUGACGAACAAAAUCGAAUAUAUAAUAUCAAAUAUUAUAAAUUCGUUUUAUAUUAAUACUAUUCGGUGCCAAUCGUAUGAAAACUGUAGUAACUCCGAGGGACUGAACACUAUGUUAUUGCAAAGACGUUUCUUUAAAUACGCGUGGAAUUUAAUAUUUUUGGACUUAUAGAAUUUUCGUUUUGUCAAUAGUCUGUCUUGAUAGAUGGAUAAAUAUACGGAUAUUUCCAUAUCUUAUGGAGGGAGAUAUCGUCUUGCUGUUUAUUUCCAGCAGAAAUUUGAGUUGUCUGCACGGAAAUCGUUUGUGCUACGUUGAUUUAAUAUUAUAAUGUUCAUAUGUAUGCAUUACAUGUUAGGUGAAAGACAUUCCAAAUACAAUAAUUAUAUAAUAUAAUUCGAAAUUUUCAUUAUUUUGAUAUUGCAUCAUUGCGCUUCACAGUGCCGUAGUCAAGGGGGAAUGUGCCCUCUCUCCCGAAAUCUUAUUUUUUUCUAAAAUGCUGUGAUGCAGUUUAAAUUAAUUCGUUAUAUUAAUACAAUUUAUUAUUGGUAGUACUAUUAUAAGUAUUUUAAAAUAUUAUAAAUUUAUUCUUACAAGGUUACAAACUUUAUUUUAACUUUAUUGUAAAACUAAAGGGAUACAAAUAAGUGAUAAAGGAAUAAAAGAGUUAUAAAAUAAUAAAUGAUAAGUAUUCUAGUUUAAAAAAUAAAUGAAAAAAAAUAAGUGCCCGUCCUUCCCGAAAAAUUGUUCUGACUACGGUACUGACUUUUCAUGUUGUACACGUGAAUGAAUUCAAUUAUAACACUUAUAAAUAAAAAAUAUUAUCUACCAAACGUGUGGAAAAUGUAUUUAUCAUAAAAAUCAUCUGCUAAGAGAUCGUGGUAUGUUUUGGGUGGGGGAGAAAAUGUCCCCGUUCAAUGCGUCCGAUUUAUUCAGUCAAACCUAACCUAACCUAAUCUAAUCCCCGCCCUAAAAUUGAACAUGAACAAUGAUAUGAACAUGGAGAAAAUACAAUGGGACACCAUGUGUAUUACAAUAGUCUCAAUUUCUGGGAGACAUUCGACAAUGAAUACUUCCGUACGUUAUAAUAAUAUAACGAAAUCAUAUACUUACGACGUCGUUAUAUUAUUAGUAUAUUUAGUACUUUGUGCGUGUUAAAAACGCUUAAUCAAUUCCGAAUGUACAUAUUUUAAAACGAAUAUUCGCUGGGGCUUAACUAACUAAUUAAUUAACAAUAAAUUUGUGGUCAUCUUGUCUCUAACGAACAAUAUGAAUACUAUGUUGUGCCUUUGAGGGAAGUUUAGGAUAAUAAUUGUAAACUAUUGCGUUACAAUGAAUAUAAUAUAUUGAUUAUCAAUAAAACACCGUACGCGUACGAAUUAAAAAAGUCAUAUUUAAUUUUCUUUUAUUCAACCGCGUCGAAAAACAAAACGCACACGUUCGUUUUCAGAUCGCAUUCUUAUAUUAUGUAUAUUAUACAGAAUGCCAGAUCCAGAUAUAAAUAAUGCUUUUUCUCUUAUGCUUAGACUAUAAAUUUUUGCGUUUAGGAUUAAAUUAGAAUUUAAACACAAUUAACAAUAUUUUAAGAGGAAACUAUUUCCAAGAGCUGUAUGUAGCUUUUUUUUUUUGAAAAAUUGUCAUACAAAAAAGUUAUAGCUAUGAAAGAAAAUAACAAUUAAUACGGCUAUAAUAUUUUUAUAUAAAAAUUGUUUAUUCUUAUUUAUUUUAUUUGUAUUGGUUGUGUUUGGAUUUGUUUUUGCUUCAAUAUCGAUUUGUAUAAAAUGUACGACAUGUAUAAUUUUUUUAAUAAAUUAAAAAAAAAAAAAAAUGUAUGCAAAAUAGAUAUUAAAAUGCAAGAAUUAAACGUUCACUAUUUUAUGUUUAAAUGUUCUUUACUUAAAAGGAAAUAAUAUUAUUUUAUAUAGUUUCGAGUUUAAUUUUGAUUUAAGGAGUUUACGCAAAUAAAAUCGAACAUUUUUUAAAAAUAUUACGUUUAAUGUAAUACUUACUAUAUUUGUCUUUUUUACUCUUAAAACACAAAUAUUAUGUAUAUAGGUGAGUUUUCAAAUUAAUUUACAAAAAUUUGGUCGAGAUUUUCAUGGGGGAAUUGUGUUUAUAUCGUUUCGUUUGUUUUUCAUUUUUUUUUUUUUUUUAAUUUUUUUUUAUCUCUUGUCAAACGGUAAGUUAACUAACAAAAGAAAAACCGUGUAAAUAUUUAUAGAAAUCUGGAGUAAAUAUACUAUACGGGUAAAUAUAAAAAUACGGUGACAAAGAAAAGGAAAAUUGUUUUUUUCGCUCUGUACACGUGACACCCUCGUCAUCGUCGUCGAUAUAAAUCCUCUCAAAUAAAAUUGUAUUAUUACUAUUAUUAUUAUAACCAUCAAUCUAGACACGUGAGGAUUGUUAACACGUUUUUUUUUUUCCUGAAUAUAUUAUCAUACAAAUAAUAAUACAUGGAAUUUUUACAGGGACAAAACGAACUUAGGAAACCUGUUGACUAGGGACCGUCGGCCGCUCGUCAUCGUCUUGGUGAUGGCCGUACUGCAAAUGGCCAGUGGUGCAAGUGUACUGGAAGCCUACGGCUCCGCCUUGCUGGCCGGCUAUGGCGUGUCGUCGAACGUGCUUGCAGUGUUUCUGGGCUUGACCAUCCUAGUGGCUGCGGUGCCGUUCAUGCUAGCCGUGGACCGGUACGGCCGCCGGCCUCUUAUGCUUGUCUCGUGUUUCGGUACGGCCGUCUGUCACGCACUCGUCGUCUACUUUCUGUGGCAUCGGCUGGCUGGCGGCGCCGCCGAUAAUUGGUGGCUGCCGUUGUUCGCAUCGAUUUCCGGCGUCCAGUUCUUCAUCAACAUCGGUAUCAUGCCCAUGCUGGCCGUCGUUGAGUGCGAGUAUUUUCCAUCCGACACUAGGGCUCUGGCCGACACGGCAGUCGUGCUCACACUAACGCUAUCGUCCACCGUCGCCAUCACCACCUACCAGGCCACCGGGGGGUUCAGCCAAGUCGUCAACUACGCUGUUUAUGCUGCGCUGUCCUUGGCCGGCGGCGUGUUCUGCUACGUUUUCAUGCCAGAGACAAAAUGCAAAACGUUCGUCGAAAUACAAAAAGACUUCCGACCUUUGGACUGUCUUACACAGGAAUAUGAUCACAUUUGAAUACACGAUAAUCAUGAAAUAUCAUCGUAAUAUUUUCCGCUCCAACCCGUCGAAUACCAAUAUAUUAUUGCGUUUAUUGAGUAUUUUUUUUUUUUUAACCGCUGUGAAUAAAUAAUAUAAUUUUAUCAGUGUAUUUGUACGGAAUAUCGGUAGACGAGUUCCAAUGGACUGAAGACUGUACAAUGUACACAGAUUAUAAUGCAUUAUAAUGUACUUAGAUUAUUUUAUUCAAUUAGUUUUAUUUUGAAAAUAAAAUAUUAUUGAACGGUUUUCACGGAAUUUGGUUCGUUCGGUUCAGGAUGAAUUCACCACCUAUGGCCAUUAUCCCUGCUA
Cinara cedri is the source of this 10689-nucleotide messenger RNA. NCBI's taxonomy places the organism in Eukaryota, Metazoa, Arthropoda, Insecta, Hemiptera, Aphididae. The record is from the annotation of a GenBank genome assembly.